This is a messenger RNA of Pseudomassariella vexata, 354 nucleotides long. RefSeq lists its product as uncharacterized. Lineage: Eukaryota; Fungi; Ascomycota; Sordariomycetes; Amphisphaeriales; Pseudomassariaceae. The record is from RefSeq and is a predicted model, not a curated record. The transcript has 3 exons. The coding region runs from base 1 to 354 and encodes 117 amino acids.
AUGUCUGCAGUGGUCUCGGGCACUGCCGCCAAGGCACAGAAACAGCCCCAAGGCAUGCGCGAAAAUGGGAAGCAAUGGCACGCACCACGAAAAGCGUUCAGACCAGGUUCCGGCUUGACUUCGUUCGAGAAGCGAACCCAGUCGCGAGUAGCCAUGGCAGCCAUGAAGGCGAAGGAGAAGGAGAUGAAACAUGACAAGGAGGAAGACCGACAAAGACGCGUGCAAGCCAUCAAAGACAAACGAGCAGCCAAAGAGGAGCGAGAGAGAUACGAAAAGCUUGCCGAGAAGAUGCACAAGAAGCGGGUAGAGCGACUGAAGCGGAAGGAGAAGCGCAACAAGUUGCUCAACUCAUGA